Molecule: messenger RNA, 984 nt
Organism: Scomber japonicus (chub mackerel)
Lineage: Eukaryota; Metazoa; Chordata; Actinopteri; Scombriformes; Scombridae
Product: procathepsin L-like
Exons: 9
Coding region: 1-984 (327 amino acids)
Biological process (GO): immune response
Cellular component (GO): lysosome
Molecular function (GO): cysteine-type endopeptidase activity
Source: RefSeq, a predicted model, not a curated record
AUGUUGCUGUGUGUCUGCAUGCUGCUGUUGGUGGCCUCAGAUCUGGGUUUUUGUAAUAAUGACACCUCUCUAGAUGAUCAGUGGGAACAGUGGAAAAUCAAACAUGGAAAACAAUAUUAUGAAGAGGAAUAUCGGAGAACCAUCUGGGAGGAGAACAAAUUAAAGAUUGAAGCCCACAACAAGGAGGCAGAACAGGGAAAACACUCCUACAGACUGGGGAUGAACUCCCUCGGAGACAUGACCUCCAAGGAAAUGGCUGAGAAGAUGACAAGCCUUGGAAAACAUCCAUCAAAUCAUGCAGAAUCCAAUGGUGGAAAAGGCCAAACCACUAGGUUUUAUUACAAGAAACUGGGGCCACCGCAGUGCAUGAAGGACUUCAGAGACAUGGCCACAGAAGAAAAGGUUGACAAUAUGAGUUGUCCUUUGAAGCCGCCAAAGAGUAUUGACUACCGCAAGAGAAGCAUGAUGACUCGAGUCAAGGACCAGGAAAUCUGUGGCUCCUGUUGGGCAUUCAGUGCUGCAGGGGCCCUCGAGGGCCAGUUAGCCAAGAAGACAGGCCAGCCGCUGGACCUCAGUACCUACCCGUAUACUGGAAAGAAGCAACGGUGCCACCACAAACGAUCAGCCAAUGCAGCCCAGAGCAAAGUCUUUAAAAAGGUUCCACAAGAGGAUGAAUAUGCACUGGCUAAAGCUCUGCAUGAAGUGGGUCCUGUGUCUGUGGCCAUCCACGCCAGCAACCUGGAAUUCAUGCUCUACAAGAAUGGUGUUUACUUCAACCCUGAGUGUGACAAAGACAACGUUGACCACGCCAUGCUGUUAGUGGGCUACGGAGAGACUGCAGAGGGUCAGAAAUACUGGAUUGUCGAGAACAGCUUUGGGGAGUCCUGGGGGGAAGAGGGCUACCUUCGGAUCGCACGUGACUGUGGUAACCACUGUGGCAUCGCCAGUGACGCCAGCUAUCCGCUCAUGAGAGAGGAAAUAUGA